CAGCUGACACGGGCUGACAUUUGGCUCGUAAUAAUUUGAGAAAUGCGUAUAUCUAUGGUGAAUCAUUUGUGUGUGAGUGAAUUUUCUGAUAAAUACAAACUCAUUCGCACAACUACAGCCAGACUAUGUGAACGAAAAUAACAAAAAUAAAUUGAUGAAAAAGAGAAAAAAAAAAAAGGCAAAUAAAUAUGUCGUCUCGUCUGUUAUUUGUGGUCAUAUAAAGAGUUGAGGAACAAAAGUCAAAUACUGUGGCUGCGCUUUUUGCAUCCAAUCGAAAGCAAGUGCAGUUUGUUCAGCGUUAUUUUAUUUUAUUUUUUUUUUUUCUCUGAAAAAUUGCAUUUUGUCCAGGCAAAUCGACAAAAUUCACAACAGAAAGUGACGAACAAGAAAAAAAGCAGUCAAAGUGCAGCGAAAUUACGAGUCGUCGAUGAUUUCUUAUAAUUGAGACACAGAAAAAAAAAAUUGGCGUGUAAUUUGUUCGAGAAUCGAAUUGAUGAAUGACAUCGAGUGCGUCAAUUUUGCGUAAUAGCUGUGUAGAACCGAUGUCCAUUUGAAUGUUCCGAGCAUAUCAAGUGUGUGUGUGUGUUACAAUUUGAUGAAUUGUUUUGGAUAUUGUGAAAGUAAUGCUGGUAACGCAAAAAUCAUCAUUCACUCUAUAAGUAGUGUUGUAUAUCAAGUGUGAGCACAUAGAAGAGCAGCAGAAGCAGCUGUAGCAGUACAUUCCGACAGAUAUCUGCGCUUAUUCGCUCAAUUGUUGUUUGAUAUUUCGUAGACUAGCAUCAAUAUUACAAUAUAUAUAUACAUAGAAGCAACAAAAAAAACGAAAUAUAAACGCAAAACAGUGUGGAUUUUGGUUAUUCGUUCACUGUCUCACUCGCGCGCUCUACGAUGCGAGUAUUUGUUAUGUGCUCAAUGUGAAUGACUGUGUUUUGUAGGGGUUUUUUUGUGUGCUGUUGCCAUUUUAUGCGAGACGCAGUGUAUUUGCCAGACAAAGAAAAGUAGACAUUUCACUAUUGCGUUUUGCGUAAAAACCAAUCCAAGACGAUCAACACAACCAAUCAACAAAAAAUAAACAAUAUUAGAAACAGACGAAAAAAAACUGGUGAUUUUUCUAUGUUUUCGGCAGAAAAAAACAACCAAAUCGACUUUCUCUAUUUGUGUCUAUCGCAGCGAUACGAUAACUGAAACACAACGGAAACCUUAUCGACAGUGAUCGAGCGUUGAAUAAUUAGAUUUACGCAAAUUUUUCUAGUUUAAAUUGUUAUUGUUGGUGUUUUCGGUGUAUUUUUAUUUGUUUGUGGUGUGUGAUUACGAAACCGUGCGCUACACAAGGACAAUACAUCAGCAAUAAACUAUUUUUUUCGUGUAUUCUGCAUAUCAUGUGAGAACCAAAUGGAGAACCAAACACGGAACUGAAAUCUAAAUUUAAUCGUUUCACAACUAAAGGGAACAAACCGUGCUCGACCGUGCUCAAAAAUCAGAUUCAAAACAUAUGUCUCAGGCGUCAUAAUAUUCACCAGUUUAGAAUUGAGCAAAUUUUGUUGAGAGAGAGAGAGAGAAGAAAAAAAACAAUCGAAUGCAACCAUGAAUUGACCUUAUGUCGCAUACAUUUUCACGUCGACCACUUUAACUUUAAGUCAUUGAUUUGUGUGUGUUUUUUUUCUCGUUCUGUUCCUUUCGUUCGUUCGUGCUUUUAUUCGAUCUAUGCUACAUGUGUGUGUUGCAUUUUCAUUUGCAUGUUAAGUGCUGGACAGUGCAAUAAAAAAUUGAUUGAAUAAAUUAGCACUUUUGAUGAAUUUUGAAAGUGCGAGUCGAUUCUAAUAGAGGGAAAGCAAGCGGGCAAGCAACAAACGAAUUGACGCGCUCCGAAUAAUGAGCGCAACUAUUUUGUGAUAAAGAAACGUAACGCAUCCAAUCUUAUAAACAACCGUUAUCGUUUUUUGAUACGCGCGCAAGAGGUGACGAAACCAAAGCUAAAAACUCGUGAAUCUUAUAGAGAUCUUCUAAUAUUAGUUUAGCAUAGCAAACUAAAACAAACAAACAAAUAAAUACCGUAAAAAUGGGCAACUGCUUUAAACGGUCAACCACAGACGACAUCUCGUUGUUGCGAGGUGGAAAUGAACCAAAUCGAGAAUCUACAGAACAACUGGGACCGGCUCCGUUAUAUUCGGAGGUAUUGCAGCCAGUAUUUUAUCCAUCGCCAUCGGUGGGCCGGCCAGUGACCCACUUGACGGAGGAGGAACAAGUGAAAAUAGCGAAACGCAUCGGUUUGAUACAACACUUGCCGGUGGGGCUGUAUGAUGGAUGCAAAAAGGCUCGUGAAUGUGUGAUUUGUAUGAUUGAAUUCAAUGUCGGCGACUCGAUCCGUUAUCUACCUUGUAUGCACACCUAUCACGUUGGCUGUAUCGAUGAUUGGCUGAUGCGAAGUCUCACAUGUCCCAGUUGCCUGGAGCCAGUUGACGCAGCUCUGCUCACCACUUAUGAAACCUGCUAAUAGUUCUUCUUUGUUUCUCCUCCCCGCAUCUCCUUCAACAGAUAAGAAGGAACCAACAACUAAAUUGACCGUUUUCUUCUUUUUUUCUUAUAAUAUUUCGAUAGAUAAGAAUGAAAUGACUUUUGUUUCUCAUACCAAACAAAAAUUCUCUUCGAAGAACAAUCAUACACAUGUUUGUUGUGACGAUAGUGCGAGGCGACAUAAUUGUUCGCCGUUUAUUCGCCGCAUGGAAACUACAUACAUUUUACGCUAACGUUAUUUAGUAGGAAUAACACGAAAAUACAAAAUUUAAAUUAUGGAAUGAGUGAUAAGAGUAUUCAUGGGAAAUUAGUUGGUGUGAUUAAUUCGAAAUCGAGCUAUUUGGAUUGAAUUUCUUUUUGGGCUGUCUAACUAGUUCGCUAAAUCACUUAAAGUGUCUACAAUUAUAGUUUUUUUUUUUUGUAAAUAAUUCAAAAUAUACAUCGUUUAUCACCAGAUUUUUCUUUCUCAAAUUAUAACCAAUAACAAACUGGAUCGACAGAUGCAUAUAUAUAAAGCGCAUGAACAAAUUCUCACUUUGAACCCUGCGAAUAAAAUUGAUUGACUUGAAGAAGAAAAAAACAUUGUGACGACGAAAUGAAAGAAGAAUUAUGUAUAUGUUGUUUAGCUAUCGAUAGAUAAGUGUAUAUUUGCAAAGUUAUUUGUAUGGGACUAGAAUGAACGGAUGCAUAGUUUAUACCAUAGUUUAUUUAAUGAUCUAUUUCUUUACACGUUUAGAAACAAAUAUCUCUAGAUAUAUUAUUAUUAUUUUUUUUUCUCCGUCUUUUCAAACUAAAACAUCUCUAACGUGACGACAUAAAAAUUCUAACGAAUGAACAAACAGCCAAUUACACUACUUUUUAUUACUAUUGAUUCGGUUUAAGAUUGGUUAUACUUACAUUUUGAUUGUAUUUAUAUUUGAUAUUGAAAUUAAACACGGAAAAUCUGUAAAAAAAA
Molecule: messenger RNA, 3469 nt
Organism: Sitodiplosis mosellana (orange wheat blossom midge)
Lineage: Eukaryota; Metazoa; Arthropoda; Insecta; Diptera; Cecidomyiidae
Gene: Rnf11
Product: RING finger protein 11
Exons: 3
Coding region: 2060-2494 (144 amino acids)
Source: RefSeq, a predicted model, not a curated record